Acanthochromis polyacanthus (spiny chromis) is the source of this 1698-nucleotide messenger RNA. RefSeq lists its product as uncharacterized. Gene Ontology annotation, molecular function: DNA binding. The coding region runs from base 368 to 1600 and encodes 410 amino acids. The transcript is spliced from 2 exons. The record is from RefSeq and is a predicted model, not a curated record. Lineage: Eukaryota; Metazoa; Chordata; Actinopteri; Pomacentridae.
GCUGUCAAGUAACGAAGUACAAAUACUUCGUUACCUUACUUAAGUAGAUAUUUUGGUUAUCUAUACUUUACUGGAGUAAUUAUUUUUUGGACCACUUUUUACUUCUACUCCUUACAUUUUCAUGUAAUUAUCUGUACUUUCUACUCCUUACAUUUUAAAAAUUGCCUCGUUACUUCAUUUCGACUUGUUUUUAUUCCGGCUAUCCAGAUAAAAUCCGCCAUCCGAAUAGAAUUAAUUUAAUUGUGGUUGGAUGAGAAGUCUCAACGUGACACCAUUCCUAUACCCCAUUGGUUUCAAAGCGAUGCAACGCGCUUGCGCAUUACACACCCGCACACCGGAGCAGAAUGUAGAAGCGUUAAUACAGUAAAUGGUGGAAGAGAAAAUGUCCAUGGCGGCAGACGAGGAGCUUUCCCAACCAAGCACCAGUGAGGAGGGUGCAGGCAAGGAAGACCAACCAACCCUUGUUCAUCCCUGGCCUUAUCUGGAGGAUUUUUUUGAUAUAACAGGAUGCAAAAACAACUCUUUUCGCAUGCAAUGCAAACUGUGCGCACCGAAGUACCACGAGCUAAUGGCUUUCAAAAACUCACCAUCAAAUUUAAAGAAGCAUAUUGAGAAGAAACACCCUACUCAUCUGGAGAGGUACAAGCAACUCACUUCAGCAUCCCUCAAAAGGAAGACAUCAGCUGAAGAUUCUUUGGCCCCACCCUCCAAACAAACCAAGCUGUGGGAGACUCGUAAAGUUUCCCAGGCAAGUGUGGACAAAUUAGUUCUCAAAUUCAUUGUCCAAGGCUUGCACCCACCGCACAUUGUUCAGCAACAGGGCUUCACUGAUCUUGUGAAACAUCUUCAGCCAAAUACAAAUGUCAUGACACGCAAUACUGUUGUCAACAAAGUCACAAAUGCCGCUGUUGAAAUGAAAAGCAAACUGAAAGCGGCCCUUAGUGAAAUUGAGUUCAUAGCAACAACAACAGACUGCUGGACAGCACACUGUCGCAGUUUCAUUGGUGUCACAGCGCACUGGUUUAACUCCCAGACCAUGCAGAGAUUCUGUGCUGCCCUGGGAUGCAAGCAACUUAAAGGGUCACACACAUUUUCUGCACUGGCUAGUGCCCUAAAUGAAAUUCACACAGAAUUCAAUAUCAGAGACAAGAUCAUUCGCACUACAACUGACAAUGGAUCGAACUUCCUGAAAGCCUUCAGAGUUUAUGGGAAGACUGACAAGAACAACAAUCCUGAACCUGUAGGAGAGCGUGCUGAAGAAGAGGACGAUGGUGGCCAAAAUGAUGAUACUGAUGAAGAAGAAGAAAACAUUGAGGGUGUUGAAUUUGUUGAUACUGGAGCCCUUUUGGACAAAGAUGACUACUUGGAAUAUCAACUACCCAAGCACCAUCGCUGCGCCUGCCACCUCCUCAAUCUGGUGUCCACAGUUGAUGCUUCAAAAGCAGAGGACAACCCAUUGUACAAGCGCAUAUCAAGGUCCACAUUUGCCAAAUGCUCUAGCCUGUGGAACAAAAGUUCAAGAACAACCAUCGCAUCUGAAGUGAUUAACCCUUUAAGCUUCAGUCAAUUCCAGCCGUUUUCAGUACAAAAAAAUCGCUAAUAUUCUAUUUUUAAAUAAAAAAAAUUACGAAAAAUACGGGGAAUAUUGAACGUGCAUCGGGAGGUGCAUUUCCUUGAAAACGACCGAUUCGGGGAUUU